Messenger RNA from Drechmeria coniospora, 372 nucleotides. RefSeq lists its product as uncharacterized. The transcript has a single exon. The record is from RefSeq and is a predicted model, not a curated record. Lineage: Eukaryota; Fungi; Ascomycota; Sordariomycetes; Hypocreales; Ophiocordycipitaceae. Bases 1 to 372 code for a protein of 123 amino acids.
AUGAAGGUCACACUCCUCGCCCUCCUCGCCGCCGCGUGCACCACCAUGGCCGCGCCCGUGGCCGAGGCCAAGGCCGAGGCGAAGCCGGGAUACGCAGACUACGGCAAGUAUGAGGGGGCCGGCGCCGCUCCCGGAGGCGGAUAUGCCGACUACGGAGACUACAAGGGCGCCGGCGAGAACGCCGCUCCCCCGGGUGCCGGCUCCGAUGCCCCCCCUCCCAAGGACGGCUACGCGAGCUACGGCGACUACGACGGCGCCGGCGAGAGCCCCGCGGCCGGCGCUCCCCCGACCAAGGACGGUUAUACGACCUACGGCGACUACCCCCCUCCCAAGGACGGCUACAGCAGUUACGGAUCGUACAAGAAGCAGUAA